AUGGCUUCGGAACUGUUGUUUGUACCUUUUAAAAAAGGGUCUGAUGUAGACAUUAUUAAACCGCUGAGAAACUUGAUAAACUCGACAUACAAUACCGGUGACCAACAUGAAGAUUAUACAGAUGCCCUUAACGAGCUUAGCCGAUUGAGAGCAAAUGCAAUUUGGAAAGUAUUCGAGAAAACGUCGCUGGAGGUUAUCUACAAUUACUAUGACCAGCUGGCUUCUCUGGAGGCCAAGAUUCCGCCUCAGGAGGUGCAGAUUCCCUUCAAGUGGAAAGAUGCCUUCGACAAGGGCUCCUUGUUUGGAGGGCGGAUGAGCUUGACAAUUAGCUCCCUGGCAUAUGAGCGCAUGUGCAUCCUGUUCAACAUGGGUGCAAUGCAGAGUCUGAUUGCAUCACAGCAGACAGUGGAGACUGAAGAGUCCCUCAAGCAAGCAGCUAAGCUCUUUCAGCAAGCCGCGGGCGUUUUCGCGUACCUGAAGGCGAAUAUCAUGAUGGCGGUGCACCAGGAGACCACGCCCGACCUCAACCCCGACACCCUGGACGCGCUCGCCAAGCUCAUGCUGGCGCAGGCGCAGGAGGUCAUCGCCUACAAGUGCAUCCGCGACGAGAUGAAGGAGAGCAUGGUGGCCAAGGUCUGUGCGCACUGCGACGAGCUGUACACCGACGCACUGCGCGCCAUGAACAAGGAGCAGCUCAAGGCGCUGUGGGACCGGGACUGGCUGCAUGUGAUGACGUCCAAGCAAGCGGCGUUCCGCGGGCUGGCGCAGCUGUACCAGAGCCAGGUCUGCAACGCUAACAAGGCUGUGGGCGAGGAGAUCGCGCGCCUCCAACUGGCAGAGGAACAACUGCGCCUCGCCACCCAGCGCGCGCCCGCCGGCCUGCUCGCCGACCAGCUCGCCCGCGCCUCGCGCCAGCUCGCCGCCGCGCGCAAGGACAACGACUUCAUCUACCACGAGCGCGUGCCCGAGCCUGGCGCGCUCGAGCCCAUCGCGCGCGCCGCCAUCGCCAAGCCGUUGGAGCCGCCGCCGCGCUGGGGCAACGCGCGCGACCUCUUCGCGGCGCUCGUCCCGCUCCCCGUCCACCAGGCGCUGCAGGCGGCCGGCGCGCGCCGCGCCGACCUGGUGGCGCUGGAGAUCAACAAGCUGCGCGACGCCACGCAGCUGCUUAACAGCAUCCUGGCGUCGCUCAGCCUGCCCGCCUGCCUCGAGGCGGCCGACGGCGCGCUGCCCGACUCCAUCCGCGCGCGCGCCGCCGCCGUGCGCGACGCCGGCGGCCUGCCCGAGCUCACGCGGCUCAUGGCCGAGCUGCCCGAGCUGCUGCAGCGCAACCGUGACAUCCUGGACGAGGCCGAGCGCAUGCUGCGCGAGGAGGCCGAGGCCGACGCGGCCCUGCGCUCGCAGUUCGGCUCGCGCUGGACACGCACCGAGUCCGCCAAGCUCACCGAGGCCUUCCGCGCCAACGCGGACAAGUACCGGCAGAUCAUCGACAAUGCCGUGCGCGCCGACAACAUCGUGCAGCAGAAGUUCGCCCAGCACCGCGACAACAUCGCGCUGCUGGGCGGCAGCGAGGGCGACAUCUGCGCCGGCGUGCCCGACGCGGCCGACGCGCCGCGCCCCGCGUCGGGCGCCGCGGGCGACGCCGCCGCCGUGCGCUCGCUGCGCGCGCUCAUGCAGGACGUAGAGGCGCUGAAGGCCGAGCGCGACAGCAUCGAGGCCGAGCUCAAGGACACCACUGUGGACCUGCGCGAGCAGUUCCUGACCGCGCUCCAGGCCGACGGCGCCGUGGACGAGCCCGCGCUGUCGGCGGGGGCGCUGGGCGCGGCGCUGGCGCCCCUGCAGCGGCGCGGCGCGGCGACGCUGGCGCGGCAGACGGAGCUGCUGGCGCAGGUGCAGGCGCAGCACGCGGCGCUGAUGGCGGCGCGCGGGGGCGCCAGCGGCCGCGACGAGGCGCUGGGCCGCCUGGCCGCCGCCGCCGACGCGUUCCAGGAGCUGACUGCCAACCUGAACGAAGGCAUCAAGUUCUACAACGACCUGACGCAGCUGCUGGUGGCGUUCCAGAACAAGGUGUCGGACUUCUGCUUCGCGCGUAAGACGGAGAAGGACGAGCUCAUGAAGGACCUGACGCAGGAGGCCUCGCGCGGGACGGUGCGGCCGGCGCCAGCGCCCCCGCAGCAUCACAGCGACACUGAGCCCCCUGCAGUGCGCAAGGAGGCGCCGCCCCGGCCCCCGCCCCCCGCGGCUGGCGCCCCGUCCAGCGCCCCGGCCGGCGCCCCGCCCGGCGCCCCGCCCGGCCCGUCCGCGCUGCCAUACCCGCAACAACCGCAAGGUAUGCCGGUGCCGUACGGCGCGGGCGCGGCGUACCCGUACUACGCGGCGCCCAUGCCGGCCCUGUACAACCCGUACGCCACGCUGCCGUACCCGCACCACGCGCGCAUGCCGCCGCCGCAGGCGUACGCGGCGUACCAGUACCCGGCGCCCGCGCCCGGCGCGCCGUACGGGCAGCCCCCGCCCGCCGGGUACAACCCCUAUCCGCAGCAGUAG
Spodoptera littoralis (African cotton leafworm) is the source of this 2541-nucleotide messenger RNA. NCBI's taxonomy places the organism in Eukaryota, Metazoa, Arthropoda, Insecta, Lepidoptera, Noctuidae. The record is from the annotation of a GenBank genome assembly.